This is a messenger RNA of Neospora caninum, 1482 nucleotides long. RefSeq lists its product as hypothetical. The transcript is spliced from 5 exons. Gene Ontology annotation, molecular function: metal ion binding. Lineage: Eukaryota; Apicomplexa; Conoidasida; Eucoccidiorida; Sarcocystidae. The record is from RefSeq and is a predicted model, not a curated record. The coding region runs from base 1 to 1482 and encodes 493 amino acids.
AUGCGGCCACGAGGGUCGGGCUGUCUCUCGGCCGCGCCCGCCGCGCCCUCGUCGCCGGGUGGAACUUUUCCAGCUGACUCAGCCUCAAUCCAGCGCAAAAGCUUUUCGCGUUCCUUGUCUUCUGCGCGUCAGGGCUCUCUCUCGGCAACAGCUGACCAGCUGCGUGCUCAGGUGGCGGCUCUGGCGAAGGCGCUGCACGAGGAUCGGCGGCGCCGUGCUUCUUCGGGGCAACCCUCGCGGGUCUCUCGCCCCUCGCCUUCCCUCCCCGUCUUCUACAACGUUCCGAGGUCUUCACGCACUCUCACUGUCUUCCCUUCUUCGUCUUCGUCUCCUGGUUACCACCCUGUCGGCAGAGACACGUCCCGACCGUCGGGGCCUUCCCCGUCCACCGCCGCCGCAGCUGCUGCAGGCGUCUCGGUGCCGAGCAAAAGACAGGUUCCUCCGCCCCGUCCAGAUGCAUCGCCGACGCCCAGCGCGUCUCUCGCCAGUGCCUCCUUGGCCCCCGCAGCUGGCGGGCGAAGCGGGGGUUUGGCGCCCAAAGCGGAGCAUCUCUCGGCGGGGCCCAGCGGGUCCGACAGGCUGCGAAUCCUGAAGGAGCAAGUCGCCCACAUGCAGAUGCUGGUGGCCAAGAAGAAAGAGCAGGAAAGGCGAGCAGAAGAGAGGUGGGAAACUCGAAAGCGCCAAAGAGCCCUAUGGAGACAGAACAUCCACUGGAACAGGCUCGUCAACACGCCCGCAGCCGAAGAGACCCCUGGCGGAGACGGCCGAUCUCAAAUAUCCCGCCAGGAACUGUUCGACGGGGCGACUUUCCCGGCCUUCUCCGCCAGCGACGGAACGCCCUUCGCGUCGUGGGCGGCAGCCAAGGCUGGCACAGUGCGGAAGGAGGCAGCUCACCCCUCUGUGGGAGAGGGAGGCAUCCCAGGCGGCGUUUCUUGUUCCUGUUUUCGGGUAGCGGCCGAUUCGUUCUCGUCGUUGCCCAUGCGAUCGACGCCGUGGACGACGUCGGAAGAGAGCGUCCGGCCGUCGCUUGAAUCCGGCAAAUCGGCGGCUCCGAAAUUCCGAAACCGAUCGCUCACUUUCUGCAAAUUCUACAACGGUUUCGGAUACUGCAGAAACGGGGAUUCGUGUCCCUUCUACCACGACCGCAGUCGCGAGACACAGCUCACGGAGCGUUGUGAGCAUGUUAAUGAAGAACCCGUUGUCUGUCGUCUCUACCUCAAAGGCCUGUGCGAGUCUGCCGACUGUUCCCUCGCCCACGAGGCUCCGGUCACGCCCGUCUGUGCUCGCUUUCUCCAGGGGCUGUGCAUUCGAGAUGAAUGCAUGUACCGCCACGAAUUCGGAGCUCAGACCCCGGUCGCUCUGGUGGAAGGGAAUGCGGUGGUAGAUUCGGUAGACGACGCUGGCGUAGACUCGACAGUCUCGGAGCAGUUGAGACUGUCAGAGAGGGGAGAAGCGAGAGAAUCCGAUAAAGUCGAAAAGUAA